UUUUAGCUUUUUCUCAUUUUGCAAGCUUUUAUUAAUAAAUGGCUUUAAUUUCAUUAUCUUUUCUUUUCUUUUUUCACUUAAAUCAAAGGGUAUCAAAGUCUUAACAAAAAUAGAGAUUACAGGGCCUGAUAUUCAGCAAACUAUCAGGAGGGAAUACAACAGAAACUGAAGAAAAAGAAACUGAGAGAAACUCCAGUGAAACAAGAUGAAGAGUUUUAAGAAACUUUUCACAAGUAAAUCAAAAACCCAUAGCCCUGAAUCUAGUUUUAAGAUUGGAGGAAUGGGUUCACUUAAAGUACUAGAUGUCAUUCCUUCUCCAGAAGAAGACUCUGAGAAACUCAAGAAAGCUUUUCAAGGACUGGGAACAGAUGAGGAUGAGAUAAUUCAGAUAUUAGGACACAGAGAUGCAAGUCAAAGGAAGAAAAUCAGAGAAACUUACCAGAAUCUCUACAAUGAAAGUCUUAUUGAUGCUCUCAAUUCUGAGCUUUCGGGUGAUUUCAGAACAGCCGUCAUUCUUUGGACAUAUGAUCCUUCUGAGAGGGAUGCAAGACUGGCAAAUGGAGCAUUGAAGUCAAAGAAGAAGGGUGUCAAACAGCUAGAAAUCAUAGUUGAGAUGUCAUGUGCAUCGUCCCCUCAUCAUCUUGUAGCAGUAAGGCAAGCCUAUUGCUCUCUCUUCGACUGUUCACUCGAAGAAGCUAUUGCAGCUUCAGUAUCUAUGCCCCUCAAAAAGAUUUUGUUAGGCCUAGUUACAUCCUACAGGUAUGACAAAGAACUGGUGGACAUGGAUGUUGCAAAUUUAGAGGCUGAUAGAUUACAUGAGGCCAUUAAAACCAAAGAGUUGGCUCAUGAUGAUGUUGUGUAUAUACUCUCUACAAGAAACUUCCAUCAACUCAGGACAACAUUUGAAUGCUACAAGAAAAAAUAUGGAAAUCCCUUUGACAAGGACAUCACGAAAUCCGGGAAGGGUGAUUUGGAAUCACUGUUGAGAAUGGUUAUUUUGUGCAUAGAUUCCCCAGAGAAGCACUUUGCUGAGGUUGUUGGAACUUCCAUCAUUGGUCUGGGAACAGAUGAAGAUUCACUAACAAGAGCCAUUGUAACAAGAGCAGAAAUCGACAUGAUGAAGGUAAGAGGAGAAUAUUUCAACAUUUACAAGUCCAACCUCGAUGAUGCAGUUAUAGGGGAUACAUCUGGAGAUUACAGAAAAUUCUUGGUGACCUUACUUGGUGGAAAGAUCUGAUUCUUUCCGUCAUUGUGUAUACCUUGUCAAUUAUAUCUGCUUCAGUAUGAAUCGGUGACAAUGGAUUGUUUGCAUUGGUAUAUACCUUUCCGAGCUCGGGCCUCAA
Molecule: messenger RNA, 1343 nt
Organism: Theobroma umbraticum
Lineage: Eukaryota; Viridiplantae; Streptophyta; Magnoliopsida; Malvales; Malvaceae
Gene: ANNAT3
Product: annexin 3
Biological process (GO): response to water deprivation; response to heat; response to cold
Cellular component (GO): plasma membrane; cytoplasm
Molecular function (GO): calcium ion binding; phosphatidylserine binding; calcium-dependent phospholipid binding
Source: RefSeq, a predicted model, not a curated record